This is a messenger RNA of Larimichthys crocea (large yellow croaker), 1526 nucleotides long. RefSeq names its product alpha-2A adrenergic receptor-like. Gene Ontology annotation, biological process: G protein-coupled receptor signaling pathway. Gene Ontology annotation, molecular function: epinephrine binding; alpha2-adrenergic receptor activity. The transcript is spliced from 2 exons. NCBI's taxonomy places the organism in Eukaryota, Metazoa, Chordata, Actinopteri, Sciaenidae. The record is from RefSeq and is a predicted model, not a curated record. Bases 317 to 1480 code for a protein of 387 amino acids. Gene Ontology annotation, cellular component: plasma membrane.
AAUUGCUUUUAAAUCUCCAGCUGCAGACGAACUCCGCCUAUUCCUGUUCUCACUGAAGUGCAGCCAGCACCACAGAUCCUCAGCGUCAGAUCAGCCCCAUAUAAAAGACGUACUCUCCACUUUGGCUACAACAGAUGAAAAGAUCUUCCUGAGCCAGCACUGUCUGUAAUAAAGGAGAGAUUUCUUUCAACAAUAUCUAUUCCAGUGAACAAAAUGAGAAGACUCUCUCUGAUGCAGCGUUCUUGAAUGGAUAACAUCAACAGACUGCUGGAAGACCACCGUUCAGACAGUAUCAUCGACAACACAGCUCAUCCUGAUGGAUAACUCCACCAGCACUAAUGAGUCUGAGAAGCACCCUUAUCCUGUGCAGACCUCUGUGCCUCUAACCAUCCUGGUGGCUAUCCUCAUCCUGCUAACUGUAUUUGGCAAUGUCAUGGUAGUAAUUGCUGUGAACACAAGCCGAGCCCUGAGAGCACCUCAGAACUUGUUUUUAGUCUCUCUGGCGUGUGCAGACAUCCUGGUUGCCACCUUAGUGAUUCCAUUUUCUUUAGUAAAAGAACUAAUGGGUUACUGGUACUUUGGCAAAGAGUGGUGUGUGAUCCACUCGACUUUGGAUGUGUUCUUCUGCACUGCAUCCAUCUUUCACCUGUGCGCCAUCAGCCUGGACAGAUACUGGUCCAUCACUCAAGCAAUCGAGUACAAUUUGAAGAGGACGCCGCGCAGGAUUAAAUGCACAAUCGUCAUAGUUUGGGUACUGGCGGCAAUCAUUUCAUUCCCUCCACUGAUCACUGAUUUCAUCAAGCAUGAGAGUGACGAGAACAGCCAAAAUUGUGACAUAAAUAGGGAGCCGUGGUACAUCAUAUUCUCCUGCACUGCCUCUUUCUUUGCACCCUGCAUUAUUAUGAUUACGGUGUACGUCAGAAUCUACCACGUUGCCAUAAAAAGAACAAGAGAACCGCCAGGUGAAAGGCAAAGAGAAUAUGGCAACGCAGGCAACCAGGAGAGAACAGACACAGAAGGGGAGGUUGACGGUGGGAACGAAAUCAACGUACUGGACGUGGAGGAAGAACCAUCCUCAUCUGAUGGGAAUGACACCAUCCUAUGUUCCCUGGUGAAGAAGAGGGGUACGAGAGCAACCAAAGUGGCUCAGGUGAAGCCUGGAGAAACCUCUCCAACGCCAGAGGCACAAACCAGUGUGAGAGUGAGCAAGUGGAAAGCACGGCAGUACAGAGAGAGGCGCUUCACAUUUGUUCUGGCUGUGGUCAUGGGAGUGUUUGUCCUCUGCUGGUUCCCCUUUUUCUUUACGUACACACUCACGGCUCUGUGUACCUGCUCGGUCCCAGACAUAUUGUUCACCAUGUUUUUCUGGUUCGGUUACUGCAACAGUUCACUUAAUCCUAUUAUAUACACGAUAUUCAACAAGGACUUCAGCAGGUCUUUUAAAAAGAUCCUUUGUAAAAGGUGCAGAAGAGGUUUAUAAAUACUCAGCUCAUAUCAGUGUAAAUAUUACAUUACAUUUAAAGAUA